This is a messenger RNA of Tachysurus vachellii, 2240 nucleotides long. It is a transcript of the gene ptcd2, whose product is annotated as pentatricopeptide repeat domain 2. Gene Ontology annotation, biological process: mitochondrion organization; multicellular organism development; regulation of mRNA processing. The coding region runs from base 23 to 1174 and encodes 383 amino acids. Lineage: Eukaryota; Metazoa; Chordata; Actinopteri; Siluriformes; Bagridae. Gene Ontology annotation, molecular function: protein binding; RNA binding. The transcript is spliced from 10 exons. The record is from RefSeq and is a predicted model, not a curated record. Gene Ontology annotation, cellular component: mitochondrion.
UUUGGUAUAGUCAAGAUCCAAGAUGGCGCUGCGAGGACUGAGUUUCUGUGUUACUUUUGUACUUCGUCACGUCAAUUCUCCAAGACUAGAAGUGUUUUGUUCGGCAGUGAAAUUUAACAGUAUUAUAUGCAGAAUUGAAGCCAGGCGUUACCUUUUGUCAGAGGAUGUGGUGAGACUGGAAGAUUUUCAAAAGAAGAAACUUGCUGUGGCUCGACAAUUGUCUGGAUCAAAAGGGCAUUUCUUUGCUGCAUUAAAUGAGAAAAUAGAAAGAAAUCAGUUGAUCUUGAAGGAUGAACUGAAGCUGCUUCUCCUCCUCUGUCAGUCACCUGAGGAUAUGGUUAUGGCUAGAAAUGCUAUCUACAGGUACCAUGAACAAAAUGGUAAUAUGGUAUUUGGGGAGUUCAGGUUUGGACCCUUGUUUAUGAGGCUGUGCUAUGAACUGGGCCUGGCAGAUUUAGCAUUCACUACACUAACAGAUAAGAGGCUAAAAGGGUUCUUUCCAGACUGUACAUCCUUCAACCUGGCCAUAGACCUGCUAUUCAGUAAAGGGCAAUUUGAAGGUGUGUUGGAGCUUAUAAGGGAAAUGAAAGCCCAAGGCGUUGCUUUCAACAAGGACACCUUUACGCUGGCAUUUGCUACCUGCUACAAGCUAAACACUGCUAAGUCAUACCAGAUCUGCUUAGCCUUGCUAGAGGAAGGUCAGACAAAAGUCAGCUUCAUUCCUAGACAUGCUUAUUGUAUUGCAGUUGCCUUUGCACUUAAACAGGAUGAUGUUGAGCGAGCACAGAGUACCUACACUCAGAUCAUAAACACAGACAGCAGACUAUGCCAAAACCUGAGAGUACUUCUGUUGGCCAUGUCAGGAUCUAUAAAUGAUGCAGUUUCUGUCCUCACAACAGCCCUGCUAUCUGAUAGUUUAGUGUUUGUAAAGAAGCAAGACUUCUGCCAAGAAGUGGUGGAUGUGUUAAAAGAGAGAAGUGAAGACGGGCCAUGGAAAAUGCAAGUUGAGCAUCUGAUUACUCAGCUACAGCAGGCAGGUCAGGUGAACCCAGAAAGGCUGGACCACUUGCUGUACCGCACUCCUACAGGGAAAAGGAAGCUUUUUUCUUUUCUGCACGAGGCGACCAGCAGGACCAGCAGCCGAAGGACUCUGAGACCACUGCUGUUAGAGUGAACACACACAUGAUGGUCAUGGCUACAACUUAAGUUAAUAAAAUAUUAGCAGUACACAAUACUGAUGCGUCUGUUCCUGGUAUUAAAACCGUAAAGUUUUCUUUAGAAGUGUGGGGAAAACAAUUCCACAAGCUAGCCAGUGUGUGCCGAAUACAUUGAGUUGUGUGUGUUAAAAUUGACAAUUAGUUUCUGUCUAAAGAAAUAUAUAUUUUUGUGCUCAUGGGCUGCAUUUAUUAUAGUGUAUUUAAUAUGUAAUUUUGAACAAGACGAGGGUGCAUGUGUGUUGAUAUGACAAGGCAUUUUUUUACAUUUAAAAAUAAUAAAUUAAUAAAUGUAAAGAACAUCUGAAUAGUUACAUAUUAAGAUAUAUUAACUGCAAUAUCUUUUUGUAAACAGUGAAAAGUAUUUAAUCCCUUUAAUCCCAUGAAAUUUUAAUUAUAAUUGAGCAUUAAUUGACAGUCAUCCAAUGACACAUUUGCAAUAGUGGUUGUUGUAGGGUAUGAAAAUAUGCCUGAUCUAGUGGGUAAAUUGUAAAGCACUUGAACAAUUAAUCAGAAGAAAAAUAACAUUUGUUUCUUUCAACAUAAAUGAAAGAAACAACAUUCUUUCAGUAUGUUUCUUUGGGGGUACAAUAUAUAGUAGAUUAUCAAGACUAUCACGGCAUUCUGGAGCGAAAUUUGCUGCCUAGUGUCAGAAAGCUUGGUCUCGGUCACAGGUCAUGGGUCCUCCAACAAGAUAAUUGCCCAAAACACACAGACACAAGAAUGUCUAAGAACUAAACAAUAAACUAUUCGGAAGUGGCUUUCUAUGAUCCCUGACCUAAAUCCUAUUGUACAUCUGUGAAAAGAGCUGACAUGCAGUUUGGAGAAGGCAGCCUUCAAACUUGAGAUAGCUAGAACAGUUUGCUCCUGAGGAGUAGGCCAAAAUACCUGUUAACAGGUGAAGAAGACUCAUUGAGGGUUAUAGAAAUUGCUUGAUUGCAGUGAUCAUGCUGGGAUUGUAAUUGUAAAAGAUUAGGGCAAUCACUACAAUAUUAAAAAUAUUAAAGGUACCAUAAUUUUUGUCCA